Ochotona princeps (American pika) is the source of this 875-nucleotide messenger RNA. It is a transcript of the gene TSGA13, whose product is annotated as testis specific 13. The record is from RefSeq and is a predicted model, not a curated record. The coding region runs from base 1 to 801 and encodes 266 amino acids. Lineage: Eukaryota; Metazoa; Chordata; Mammalia; Lagomorpha; Ochotonidae. The transcript has 7 exons.
AUGAAGUUUCGAUGUGGCAAACCGAAGGUUUCAGGAGAUGGUCCAGGGAAGGAGAAGCGCCUGACUGUCGGUAGGGAUGAGAUUUUUGAUCCAGUGGAGCGGUCAGAAUUUGUUCUAGAGAAUUUUCAGAAUUGUAAAGUCCAUCCAAACUUGGCCAGGUACUACGAGCCUUUGAAGACCACUGCACAACAGAAAUCCCUGACUCAGAAUAGAAAAAUCAGAAGCUUCAUGGUGAAAGUAACAGAGUAUGAUCAAGAUAUGACCAUACUGAUUAUGACCAACAACCCACCUCCCUACCCAGUCGAUCAGCAGGAAAAGGACAGUGCAUCAAAGUACUUCUCUAAGGAGCUGCUGCUUGAGGAAAGUCAGCCCCAGCCCAGUCCCACUGAGAACCUGAGCCUGCCCCUGAUGCCUCAGAAAAAACAGCUGAGAUCUGGGCUGAAAGCAGCCUUCCCCAUGAAGCGUGUGGGCGACCCAACGGCCGGUAAAGAACAGUGGUUCAGGUUUUCCACUGAUGAUGACUUCAAGUGUGAAGGGAAGUAUUCCAAGAUCUACGCUUUGAGGAGGCAGAAAAAGAUGUAUCCUCAGCUCAACUUUGCUCCGGUCCAUGAAAGAGACGGAAGCAGAGAUGCUUUCAAGGGGUCAGCGAGCGACAGGCUGCCUUCCAGGAAGACGUGGGAGCCGCUAACCCUUGCCUCGCUGAUGGAAGACAAAUCCACCCGUACCGCGACCGGGCUAAGCGUCUUCCGCCGUGGCGGGGCCCGGCAGUGGAUUAACGAAAAUGUCAGUCUCAUUAAGUGAAAUGAGAUGCUUCAGGGCCACGGGGCUGCCUCCCAGGACCCAAGGCCUAGUACCCGGUCAUCAACCCAAUAAAA